AUGGCCGAAACCGACGCCGAGCGCCAGGCCCGCGAGGCGCGCGAGCAGCGCGAACGCGACGCCGAGGAGGUUCGCCUCCGCCAGGCGGAGGCCGAUCGCGCCGCGGCCCUCGACACGUAUGAAGCCAAGUACGCCGCCGUCCACGCCGCCGCCAUCGCCGUCCUCAACAUCAAGGUCCUCGUGCCCUCGGUUUUGGAUCGCACCGCCGAUAACUACAACCGGUGGCGCACCAUGUUCCUCACCGUCCUGGGCAAGUACGCCCUCACCGACCACGUCCUCUCCGACGUCAUCAACGCUGAUCGCCCAGCGUGGGUGCAGAUGGACUGCACGGUGCUCACCUGGAUCUACUGCACGAUCCACGCCGACCUCCAGCAGUCGACGAUGAACCGCAAGCCAAACGCACGCGGCGCGUGGCUCUACCUCGAGAACGAGUUUCUCGGCCAGCGCGAAUCGCGCGCCCUGCUGCUCUCGGCGGAGUUUCGCACGGCGAAACAAGGUUCGUCCUCGAUCACCGCCUUCUGCCGCCGCCUCGAGACGAUGGCGGCGACCCUCAGCGACUUCGGCGAUCCGAUCGGGGACCGGACCCUGGUCCUCACCCUCCUCCGCGGCCUCAACGGCAAGUUCCGGCCCAUGGUCUCCAACCUCAAGAUGCGGCAGCCCUUCCCCACCUUCGAGGAGGCCCGCACACUUCUUCUGCUUGAGGAGAUCGACAUCGAUGACCUCGCCGCCGGCGAGGCUGCCGGGGCCUCCGAUCCGCCGGCCUCCUCCACGUCGACCGCCCUCGUCGCCGCUCCACACCCUCCUGCUGGCCGUCCUCACGGCGGACACGGCCAGGGCAACCAGGCGGGUCACGGCCAGGGCAGGCACGCCUCCGGCCAGGGAGGCUACUAUGGCCAGGGGCAGGGCGGCACUGCUGGCCCCGGCCAGCAGCGGACCGGCCGCCGCCGUGGUGGACGCGGCCGCAACCAGCAGCAGCAGCAGCAGCCGACCGGCAACACCAGCGCUCCGCAACACCAGGUGCCGUACUACAAUCCGUGGGCGGGCCACGUUCAGUUCUGGCCGUGCCCGUCAAAUGCCUCCGGGACGCCGUUUCGUCCUCCGCCGGCCGCCUUCACCGCCCAGCAGCAGUACGUGCAGCAGCCGUCCGCCCUUGGGCCUCCUCCAGGGUUCGGCUACGGAGGACCGCCGCCACCACAGCAGCUGCAGCAGCAGCCCUGGACGCCCAUGCAAGGCAUGUCCUGGGAUCCGUCCGCCCUCGUCAGCAACUUCAACAGCAUGACGCUGACACCUCCUCCGUCCGGCGAAUGGUAUGCUGACUCCGGUGCCGGAGCUCAUAUGGUCAACAACGCUGGUAUACUUUCCAGCCUUCAUCCUCCAUUGUCAUCCAGUCCUUCAUCUAUCAUCGUUUGUAACGGAGCUUCGCUUCCCGUUACUUCUAUUGGGUCACACUCUUUUCCUACCACACGACGUCCUCUUGUUCUUUCUAAUGUUUUAGUAUCGCCUAACAUUAUUAAGAAUUUGAUUUCCGUACGUCGUUUCACUAUUGAUAAUAAUUGUUCCAUUGAGUUUGACCCAUUUGGCCUCUCUGUGAAGGACCUUCAGACACGGAGCGUGAUCGCCAGGUGCAAUAGCACGGGUGACCUCUACCCGUUCUUCCCGGCACCAUCCAGCACCACUGCUGCCCUCACCACUGCCACGUCAUCCACCUCCCUCUGGCACCGUCGUCUCGGUCAUCUCGGACACGCGGCUUUAUUCCAGCUUAUUAGUUCCAAUGUUAUUUCCUGUAAUAAGCACAACACCGAUCAUGUUUGUCAUGCCUGUCAGCUAGGUCGCCACGUGCGCCUACCAUUUAGUGUGUCAAACUCACGUGCAAUUCAUCCUUUUGAUUUAAUACAUUGUGAUCUUUGGACGUCUCCAGUUGUUAGUGUGUCUGGCUAUAAAUAUUAUUUAGUCAUUCUUGAUGAUUGCACUCAUUACACCUGGACGUUUCCAUUACGCCUCAAAUCUGAAACUUUUGGCGUCAUUUCUAACUUCUUUUCAUAUGUCCGCACGCAGUUCGACUCCACCAUCAAGGCAGUUCAGUGCGACAAUGGCCGCGAGUUUGACCACUCCUCGGCCCGCACGUUCUUCCUCACCCAUGGAGUCGUCUUUCGGAUGUCGUGCCCAUACACCUCCCAACAGAACGGACGUGCUGAACGCACUCUUCGCACCGUAAACAACAUCGUGCGGUCCCUUCUGUUCCAGGCCAGUCUUCCUCCUGUUUAUUGGGCUGACUCACUCCACACCGCCACUUAUCUCCUUAAUCGUCACCCAACUAAAACACUAGACGGCCGCACCCCCUUUUUCGCUCUCCACGGCACACAGCCCUCCUACGCUCACCUUCGAGUACUCGUCUUCCCGGCGGCAUGGACGCUGCCCCCGGGGCCCCUGGCCACCCCGCCGGCCAUGGGAGUGGCGCAGCCGGCCCUGCCGACCAUGGCAGUGGCGCCGGCGGCCCCAGCGGGCACACUGCUGGUCCCAGCAGCCGCGCAGCUGGCCAUGCCGGCAGUCAGGCUGGCCACGGCGGCCACGACGGCGGCUCGCUGUCCACUGGUCCUGAUGGUGCUGCUGCCCCUGCGGACUCGGUGUCCCAGGUUGCUGCUAGCGGCGCCGGACGGACCACCGGCCGCACCACCAUGA
Molecule: messenger RNA, 2679 nt
Organism: Setaria italica (foxtail millet)
Lineage: Eukaryota; Viridiplantae; Streptophyta; Magnoliopsida; Poales; Poaceae
Exons: 2
Coding region: 1-2679 (892 amino acids)
Biological process (GO): DNA integration
Molecular function (GO): nucleic acid binding
Source: RefSeq, a predicted model, not a curated record